GAGGAAUCAGCUUCCAAUAAUAUCAUGUGAUGCUGAUCAAGAACCAAUGCUGCAAGCCAAUAUCGAAGGAAAACCCAUUUCUCUCAUGCUCGACACAGGGGCAACGUACUCAUGUUUGAAUCCAAGAUAUGCUUCGCACCUCCCCAUGUCCGGAAAAUAUAUAAAGACAGUAGGAUUCUCGGGAACAACUCAGCUACUUCCUAUGACAGCCCCUGUGAGCAUAAGCCUGAAAAACACUGAAAUUAGAAUACCAAUAUUAGUCUCCGAACACACACCUGUAAAUUUGUUAGGUAGGGAUGCCAUAUGUAAAUUAAAAAUGCAGAUAUGGUGUACACCAGAGGGAAUUUAUAUAGAUGAUAGGGCAAUGAGACAAAUGAAUGUUUCAACAUCACAACAAGCACAAGAACCAUGUGCUAACAUGUAUUGGUUAGGAGAUUUAAAAGAAGAUGUAGAAAAAACAAUUAGUAAAUGGGGAAGAUAUAUAAGGGAACAGCUAUGUGAACCAAGCUUACCAAAAACUGAAUUUCAUUGUACUAUGAAGUAUGAUGAAAGCAAAAAUCCAGAUUUUGAAAAGAAAUGGCUAAAAGACACAAAAGGAUUGAAAAUCCCCAUGAUAUCACAAAGCAUAAUAAUAGGACCCAAAGGUGUAGCUCUGCAGAUAGACAGGGAAAGAUUCAUAGAUGACUGGUUCGCAGUACCUAACUCAGUGCCACAUGUUACAUUAUAUGUAAAUAAAGAUUGUCUCUCUAAAGAUUUAGGACCCAUGAUGAAACGAGCAGAAAAAAGCAAGUGGGAAGCCACAGAAAAUCCUCUAAUUUUCCAAAUAGCGGACAAAGAAUAUCUUAAGAUUUUGUGUGCUACUCCAAUGAUAGGUGUCCCCAGAAUGGUAAUAAACACAAGAGUUGAGCCAAAAGUUAAAGAACAUCAAACAAAGCAAACUGAAUUGUUAAAAGACAUGGAGAGACAAGUACCAUUAGAAUUAUGGUCUCAACAUGACACAGAUGUGGGGUUAGUAAAAUCAGCCAAUCCAAUUAAAGUAGUACUUAAACCAGGAGCUAAAGUACCCAGAAAAUUGCAAUACCCUUUGAAACCAGAAGCAGUAGAGGGAAUAAAAAAGACAAUUGAAGGACUAAUGAAAGCAGGAGUGCUUGUUGAAACUACUAGUUAUUGUAACACCCCAAUAUUGCCAGUAACUAAAGCAGAUAAAUCAAAGUGGCGUCUGGUGCAUGAUCUGAGAGCAGUGAAUGAGGUUGUGGAGGAUUGGCCAGCUGAAGUUCCAAACCCGCAUACGUUGUUAACCAAUGUUCCAUCUGUUGCUAAUUAUUAUACUGUAAUUGAUCUUUGUUCAGCUUUUUUCAGUGUUCCCUUAGCCGAGGAGAGCAGACCUUUGUUUGCGUUCACCUAUCAAGCCCCAGAUGGAUCAUUCACCAAAGCUAUGGAGAAACUGAAAAACCUGAGAGAAGAAGUGACCAAAAACGCUGGAGCAGACAUGCAAAAUUGGGAUUGGUUUAAUUCAUUUUUUGGGACAAUGGGACAAUGGUUAACUAGAGUGGGCAUCAUAGUUGGCAUUGCUGUUGUUGUGUUUCUUUUGUUGUUUUGUUGUAUUAUGCCUUUCAUCAGAUCAAUGCUGGCCAAUGCUGCAGCCAAACAGAUGAUUAACGUAUCGGUAAAGCCAGCUGGAGUUGAUAUUGGAUUGACCAACAUGUAUACAGUGGGACCUGGACUGGAUGAACUGGACGACUUUGAGUAACACCUUCCUGAAAUAACAACAGAAUAGUAGGGAAGGAGUGCCUUUUGUUUUUCUAUUUUGUUAUUUUUGUAUUUUCUUUUCUUAUAAUGUAGUAGUAUUAGAAUAUGGGGAUAGAGUUAGAGGUUGUUAUUUUGUUUUGGCAUAUGCUCCUUCCUGAAGUCAUUUUAAUCCUUAAAGUCAUUAAUUUGUGAAAUCAUUUAUCAUAUGUUUUGAAAUCAUUUAUUUUAAAGCUUCUAAAUAAAUCAAAUGUAAAAAGUGAUUAUUUUUGGAAAAGAAAAGGGAAUGUUAAAGGUUUUAAGCAGGUCAUUGUCCGUGUUACGAGGCAAUGCAACCAGACAAAGGGGACGAUAAAGAAAGAUUACUUAUUUUCAUCAUUUAAAUUCAUUUAUCAGUAUAUCAUUUGUUUGUUCUUAAACACUGGAAAAAUCAUC
This is a messenger RNA of Sinocyclocheilus grahami, 2181 nucleotides long. RefSeq lists its product as uncharacterized. Bases 47 to 1750 code for a protein of 567 amino acids. Gene Ontology annotation, biological process: proteolysis. The transcript is spliced from 3 exons. Gene Ontology annotation, molecular function: aspartic-type endopeptidase activity. The record is from RefSeq and is a predicted model, not a curated record. Lineage: Eukaryota; Metazoa; Chordata; Actinopteri; Cypriniformes; Cyprinidae.